CCCUCUCUCUUACUCACACACGGAUACACAAUCUUCCACACACGCUGCCUCUCGGUCUGUAUUGGAAGACAGCGCAGCACAUGCAGUAAUUCCCGCCACUUAAUUGAUUAACCAGGCUGCUUAUUUGAAGUGGCUAAUUAGAGGGGGAGUGUGUCGAGUGUGUGAGGAGUGCUGGGGAGUCGCUGGUGCGCUUUAUCUCAGUGCGCGUGUGUGUGAGUGUCUGUCUGAGGAGCUCCGGUACCACACUUCACUCUGGAGCAGGAGGAGGAGAGAAGAAGAAGAGAAUAGAUAGAGAGGCAGCUGGGUGGGGAGAUUUUCACAGCACUCUCCCUCAUCUGACAUGGCCUCUGCGUAGGAAUCUGGUGCCACUGCAACAGAGGAGCAGCUAGGCAGCAGCGAGGUGUCUAAGGUGUGAGGAGAGAGAGAGUGCUGGAGAGAGGACAGGAGAGAGAGAACGAGAGAAUGAUGGCGGCGGAGGAGGAGAAGCCGGGUUUGAAGAGCAGCAGCUCCAUCGUUCCCUGCUUCUUGUUUGUUGAGCUGGUGAUCAUGGCAGGGACGGUUCUCCUGGCGUACUACUUUGAGUACACAGACACGUUCCCCGUGCACAUCCAGGGCUUCUUCUGCUACGACAAGACGUUCUCCAAGCCCUACCCCGGCCCGGAUGAAACCAGCAAGAUACCCCCACUGCUGGUCUACUCACUGGUUACAGGCAUCCCCUGCUUCACGAUCCUGAUGGGGGAGCUGGUGGCAUUCUUUCUGAAGGCCGAGGGGACGCAAGAGAAGACCAUAGUGACAGCAGACUGCUGCUACUUCAACCCCCUGCUGCGACGCAUCGUCCGCUUCCUAGGGGUGUUCUCCUUCGGCCUGUUCACCACCACCAUCUUUGCCAACGCGGGUCAGGCGGUUACAGGAAACCAGACGCCUCACUUCCUGUCUGCCUGCCGGCCUAACUACACGGCCCUGGGGUGCACAUCCAACAUGCAGUAUAUCACCCAGCCCCGUGCCUGCACUGGAAACCCCCUGGUAGUGGCAUCCGCACGCAAAUCCUUCCCCUCCAAGGACGCAGCCCUCAGUGUCUACUCUGCAGUCUACACUGUGAUGUAUGUGACGCUGGUAUUCCGGACCAAAGGCACUCGGCUGACCAAGCCUACGGUCAGCCUGACCCUGCUAUGCCUGGCCAUGCUGGUGGGGGUGGUCAAGGUGGCAGAGUACCGCAACCACUGGGCCGAUGUCCUGGCCGGCUUCUUCACUGGAGGAGCCAUCGCUGUGUUUCUGGUGACUUGUGUGAUCAACAACUUCCAGCAGACGAGGCCCCCUCCCCCUCCCCCGCGGCCACAGCGCCCUGAGUCGGUGCUAGGCAUGCCCAUGGUGGCUCUGCCCUGUGUGGAGAGUCCUCUCGAAAAGUUAAGUGGAACUCAGCAUCCUGCACUCUCCUCCUCCUGCCCUCCCUACCAUCCCUACGUUCACCAGCCAUUCUGACCAACUUUUGAUCUGUUUCUCUUGCUCCUCACUCGUUUUUCUUUUUUUCAUCACUCUUUCCACCCCAUCUUUCUCUCUCUGUCUCUUUCAUUCCCUCUCUCUCUCCUUCUUCCUCUCUCUCUUCUCUUCUGUCCCUCCCUCUCUCUUUUUCACUCCUCUCUCUCCCCUGCAGACUCCGAGGGGAUCUCCUUUCACAGAGAUCACAUGACCAUCAGCCGUAUCGGUUCCCCGCCACCCCAGAUGUCCUCAUUCCGUCUCGCUCCAUUUCCAGCGAAGUCUAGACCAGCCACACGAACAUGAACACUCACACGAACACCACUGUGCCGCCCACCCGGCAGGCCGCUACUCCACCCUCUACAGAUCCUACUCCACACAGGUCUAGACUGUCAAAACACACUCACACAAACACAACACACACAGCAUACUCAGACCUCUACAAACCUCCCCCUAACCUUGUCCAAGCCCAAAUCCCUGGGGGAACCGAGAGGUGAGCUCUCAAAGUGAGACUCACAAAGACUUAACAGCUUUCCAGCUGAACAUUCACUACAGUGUCAGGUACAGGUAUGCCUCUUUCAUUUAGUUGUUUUCUGAGGCUUCUUUUUUGUUUUGCAGACUUUUUUUGAAUGUGCUUCAUUGUGUGAAGUACACAUUUCACUGAUAUCACAAGGUGAUGUUUCAUCUUCUACGUGCUUGUAAGGAGAAACUGUCAGAAUCCAUUUGAGAACUGUGUUCUUUUAUGUUUUCAACUGUCUGUUGGAGAUGUCCUCACAGGCAAUGCAGCCAGUCAUCCUGAAACCCUUCAGUCAUUUGUGUCUCUGUACACUUUUAAGAAGAAUCCAAACAACCGCUCAAUGAACGCUCUCUGCUGGCUUUAGGGCUCAUUUUCAGUAUCCUAGAAUGCGCAAAUCAUCAAAUAUCUGCACGAGUCAACAAACUCAAGUGAACAAAUGUUUAUGGACCAAUCACUUUCUGUAGCAACGGUGGUACUUAAUUACUGUACCUUCCAAAUACAGCAUAGAGACAACACACACAGAUCAGGAUCCUGGUAGGUCUACACACACUGCAUUAGCUCUCUGGCAGACCUCUCUUCAGCUCUGCAUGACAUUACACAGGUCAAAGGAUUCUGUUCAUAUCACUGAGGAGAAGACAAUACAA
This is a messenger RNA of Salmo salar (Atlantic salmon), 2634 nucleotides long. RefSeq names its product phospholipid phosphatase related 2a (gene plppr2a). Gene Ontology annotation, biological process: phospholipid dephosphorylation; signal transduction; phospholipid metabolic process. Lineage: Eukaryota; Metazoa; Chordata; Actinopteri; Salmoniformes; Salmonidae. Gene Ontology annotation, cellular component: plasma membrane. Gene Ontology annotation, molecular function: phosphatidate phosphatase activity. The record is from RefSeq and is a predicted model, not a curated record.